Messenger RNA from Prorocentrum cordatum, 1413 nucleotides. The record is from the annotation of a GenBank genome assembly. NCBI's taxonomy places the organism in Eukaryota, Dinophyceae, Prorocentrales, Prorocentraceae.
AAAAGAACCAAAACCAAUACCGAAAUCGUCCGUAGCCAUUUUGGCUCAAGCCAUUUUGGUUUAAGCCAUAUCUGCUAAAGCCGUAUCAGUGACCACCGCGACCCCAAGAGGCAAGACUGCAAUGGGUUGCGGCGCUUCUGUCGCUCAGGCCCCUGCGUCGCCCCCCCCCCCGCCCAAGAUGUUCAAGGCAGGUCUGCUCGGCAUCCUCCGGCUCGACUACGGCUACCCGCCGGCGCCGGGUGACAUCGACUCGCCGCUCUCCUACGACUACAAGGUAUUGUACCGCGUCAUUCCGGGGCUCACGUUCGAGAUGUGCCAGUCUGGCAUGGUGGCGGACGAGGUCCAGGAUGAGCUCAAGACCGCGGUCGACUGGCUCAUUAGCAAGGGCGUCAACGGCAUUACGGGCGAUUGCGGCUUCAUGAUGUGGUUGCAGCCAAUGAUCCGCAGGAUGGGCUGCACCAAGAUUCCCGUCUUCAUGUCCUCGCUCGUGCAGCUGCCAGCGAUUACACGUGCUUAUGCAGACGAUGAGAAGAUCGCCAUCUUCACCGCCAACGGCAAAACGCUCGACCCGAUGAAGGAUUUGAUCAGCGACGAGUGUGGCAUCGACACGCACGAUGAGCGGUACAUCAUCGUCGGCUGCGAGGACGUGCCCGGCUUUGAGGCGGUCGCACUCGGAGAGAAGGUGGACGUGCCGAAAGUGACGCCUGGGAUUGUCGAGAAGGCCAAGAAUGUCCUCGCGGAGCACCCUACCAUUCGCGCGAUCUUGCUGGAGUGCACCGAGCUGCCUCCGUACUCGGACGCCUUACGGAAGGCUACGGGCAUCCCCGUUUACGACGCUAUCACUUCCUGCAACAUGUUCAUGGCGGGCGUUCAGGACAACCCGCGCUUCGGCAUCAACGAUUGGCAGGCUGAGUUUGACGGCGUGCAGGAUGACUACAUGUUCGGCAAACACCUCACUCUCGAAAGCCGGGCAAGGGCUGCUAAAUCCGUGGUUGCUAGAAUCGACCUCCGGGAAGUUGUCUUCGUCCUUCCGGGAAGAAGCCCGUUGAUUAUUUCGCGUGCCGCGCCUCAUUCCUGGAAGUUGUUUUUUCCUUCUGGGAGGGCCGUUUUAGCAGCCUUCGCCCAGCUUUCGACACUCGCGCGCAGACUCAAAAACUGGUCAGCAGCCCCAAACCCGCGAAAUAGUAAAGCGAGGCACGCGAGGUGCACAUUCUGUCUGAACCUUCUCCCCCGAAGCUCGGGGGGGCAUCUGCGCAUGCGCAGCAGCAGCAGCGACCUGAGCAGCCGAAGCUCUGCCCGCGCGGCCCGUGUCCCAGCUGGACGUGGCGGCACUGCGGCACUCACUGCCAGCUCGCUACUUCCAACCCGUGUACGGUAGGUUUGCGUCGUGUCGACCAGCGGCGACCCCAGCGC